AUGAGGACAUUAAUAACCAUAAGUUGGAUAUUAAUAUUUUUAUCUAUCGUUGUUCAUUGUCAAGAGUGGAAUGGUGAUCCUGCUGUAUGUCAACCGGAUCCAAAUCCAUCAAAUAUUCCUCCCGGUAUAUAUCCUACAUUUCCAACCAAAGCUCAAUUUGCGCUAGAAAUUCUUCAAGUAGGAACCGUAGAAGGUCUUGGAGUACAUACCGUCCAGCAUAUGAUGUUUGAAUAUUUUUAUGAUUAUGACGCGAAUUCAUUGGUAUUGGUUAAAAAUAUGAAUAAUAUUAUUGAUGCCGAACAUUAUCAUUAUUCUAUUUUAAAAAAAGCAGCAUAUUAUGCACGUUCAUUUUGUAAUGUGACAACUAUUGAAACGAACGUGCCUAUGGAUGGAACGUCGGCAAUUUUUGUUAAUGGACAACCACAUAUAAGACCAUUGCAUGAAUUUUUACUAUUUUCUAGUAACAAUCUAGCAGAGCCAACUAUUCAACCAAAAUAUAUUGGUGAAGAUAUUGUACGUGGUAUACCCGUUCAUAAAUGGGAAACAUGUAUCCUAGAUAGAGUUAAUCAACGCACAACUAGACGAGAAUGGUCAUUUGCUAGAUCAGACUAUUUAAUGCCAACUGGACAGAUAACUACAUCCACACCGGUACAAGCUCUUAUAAAUUCAUCGAAGUCGAUCAAUGGGACACAUGUUGCUGAAAUAGAUGAAAUAUUUAAUGUUAUAUCUUAUAAACCGGGUAUUACUGAACGAUCUGACCUAUUUUCACCACCACGUGGUAUAUUUUGUAGUGGAUAUGGUGAUGAUACUUUAUUUUCUCUUGAAGAACAAGGUAUUAUAUGGUCAAAUCGUUUUAGUGUACGAAUUGAUGCAAUAACAUCAAGGCAAGCAUUAUGGCAUACAUUUCAUUUACGAAUGGAAACUACUCGUGAAUCAAAAAUGAUGCGUAUUGAUUAUAAACCGUUGGGUGAUGAUUUUGAAACAAUAAUACUGGAUUAUACACAUGGUAUUAAAUACAUAAUUGAUCGUCGUGUAGGUUCUUGUACAAUUACUCAAGGUCUUGAUUUUCAAUCAUUAGAUAUUGUAAAAAAUCCAAUUGAAUUUUUUAUUAAAUAUGAACAAUACAUUAUUAGUAAUGAUCCAAAAAAUAAAAUAUAUCAAUUUAAUGGUUUACGCCCAUGUCGUGGUGGAGCAAUUGAAUGUGUUAUAGUAACCACCUCAUUUGAAAAUUUUCCAGAAUUACCAGAGACAGAAGAAACAUGGGAUGCAACUAAUGCUGAAUGGGCAUGGUCACAACGAAAUCCAAUGUCACCACCACCUCCAUGUCAAACACCACCGUGUACCAAACGAUUCGAUUAUCCUGUACACUUACUUUUAAAAUUAUUUAAAAGAACUGGUGGUGAAGGACCAGGUUUUAGAACUGAAGAUGUUGAAUAUUAUUUUUAUGAAUAUAAUGGUGAUGUACAUGGUAAUGAAUUUGAUACAUCGUUAUGUUAUCGGUCAAAUGACUUAAAAUACGCCCAUUUAGUCUAUAACUUAAAAGUAUCAAGAAAAGAAAAUGAAAUUGAAGAUGCUCAAUUAGAUCGUCGUGAUCUAAUGCGAAACGUACAUUAUCAAACAGCAACACAAAUGAAUAUCCGUCCAUCUCGUAUAUCUCAUUUAGAAAUUGAUCAUGAUGAACAAGAUCAAACAAUCUAUGUUAUGUUCACAUUAUUAGACAAAACACCUUUGAUAAAUGAUCCAAAUGAAUUAAAUAUUGAUCAAGCACGAAAACAGUUAGAAUCAGCUAUUAAUGAUAAUAAAUUAACGUUUGGUAUUCAAUUAUUAGAUAAUGAUAAAUAUAAUAUAACUGUCAAUGCUAUUAAAAAUUCAUUGGUAGAAUCAAAAACAUAUAUAUCAUCCCAUUCAAGAUUGAAAGCAACAGAAAAAAUUAAAUAUUCUAAACAUUCAAUAGCAGGUGCAAUUCUAGGAGGAAUUCUUGUUGGUAUAGUGAUUGGUGGUGUUUUGCUUAUUAUCGUAAAAUUUAUGAGAAAAGAACCAUUACCAUCGGUACCACAAGUAACACGAUCAAUCACAUCACCAUUUGCUAGUGUGAGUUUUAGCCGAAAUCCAGCGGCACAACCCACAACAAAAACAGAAACAGAUGCAUAA
Didymodactylos carnosus is the source of this 2151-nucleotide messenger RNA. The record is from the annotation of a GenBank genome assembly. NCBI's taxonomy places the organism in Eukaryota, Metazoa, Rotifera, Eurotatoria, Philodinida, Philodinidae.